AUGGAGACAGCCAAAGUCGUCCCAACCCAUCGGGAGCGUCAGAGCAUUGACAUUUCCGACGAGGAGACUCUCGACCUCAUCCGUCACGCACAGGAGAGCGAUGCCGCCGACAGGCUGUUGACCGUCCGUGAGGCGGCGAAGAAAUACAAGAAGGCCGUCUUCUGGGCCAUGUUUCUCUCGACCAGCCUGGUCAUGGAAGGAUACGACUUGGUCAUCAUCACUUCAUUCUACGGCCAGACGCAGUUUCAGGACCGGUUCGGCGUCCUGGAUUCAGCGACAGGCAAAAAGCUCAUCCCGGCCAGGUGGCAGUCAGGCUUGUCCAACUCGGCGCUCGUGGGCCAGCUGGCAGGCCUCUUGAUCAAUGCCUACACGCAGGACCGGUUCGGUUGCCGCCCGACCAUGAUGGUGUUCAUGGUGUGGAUGGCCUGCGUCCUGUUCAUUCCUAUCUUCGCCCCGUCGUUGUCGGUCCUGGCCUUUGGCGAGUCCAUGUGUGGCAUCCCAUGGGGUGUCUUUCAGACUCUAUCCACCACCUACGCCUGCGAAGUCGUCCCCACCGUUCUGAGACCUUAUGUGACGGCGUAUGUCUGCAUGUGCUGGGGCGGUGGGAUCCUCCUCUCGUCGGGCGUCGUUAGAGCCGUGGCGGGCGUCCAGGGCAACCUGGGCUGGAGAUUGCCCUUCGCGAUCCAAUUCGUCUGGCCUCUUCCGCUGUUCAUCGGCGCCUACUUCGCGCCCGAGUCGCCCUGGAAUGCGGUGCGGCGCGGCAAGUUCGACCUCGCACGACAGAGUUUGAUGCGGUUAAGACAAGACACGCCGGACAAGGAGAGGGAAGUGGACUCGACAUUGGCCUAUAUCAAAUACACGACCGAACUCGAGAGAGCCGAGACGGAGAACGCCAGUUUCCUCGAGUGCUUCAAGGGAACUAACCUACGCCGCACAGAGAUUAAUUGCGUCGUCUGGGCCGCCCAAAUUCUUUGUGGGAACGCCAUCCUGGGGUACUCGGUGGUGUUUCUUGAAGCGGCCGGGUUCUCUGAACUGCAGGCCUUCGACGUCAACAUUUCGCUCUCGGCGUGCUACAUCAUCGGCGGCAUCAUCUGCUGGCUGAUGUUCCCGCACCUGGGCCGGGCCACCAUCUAUAUGGGCGGGCUGACCUUUAUGUUCUUCUGUCUGGUGGCUAUCGGUGGCCUCGGCUGGUCCAAUUCCAAGGAUGCGCAGCUGGCCGUCGGCAUCCUGUUGGUGGUUUCCACGCUGUGCAACAUGAUCACCACCGGCCCGGCGUGCUAUCCCAUCGUGGCCGAGACACCCUCAGGCAGGCUGCGGUACAAGACCAUCGUGAUCGGGCGGUGCGUCUACAAUCUGACGGGCAUCUUUUCGAACUCAGUCACGCCGCGAAUGAUAUCUCCUGUGGGCAAGUCUCUCUGCACCUCCCCACCGUGGAAUUGGGGUGCGAAAACUGGCUUGUUCUACGCGGGCACCAACCUCCUCUGCAACAUCUGGUGCUGGUUCCGUCUACCCGAGACCAAGGACCGCACUUUCGGGGAGAUCGACCUAAUGUUCGAGAAUCGCGUCCCGGCCCGGAAAUUCAAGUACACCCAUGUUGAUCAAUUUGACCUCAUGGCUCACGAGCGGGGCAGAGAGGUGGUGAUCAACGACCAAGAGAAAUUGGGUAUGUCGAUGAGUUGA
Messenger RNA from Fonsecaea erecta, 1680 nucleotides. RefSeq lists its product as hypothetical. The record is from RefSeq and is a predicted model, not a curated record. Gene Ontology annotation, cellular component: membrane. Lineage: Eukaryota; Fungi; Ascomycota; Eurotiomycetes; Chaetothyriales; Herpotrichiellaceae. Gene Ontology annotation, biological process: transmembrane transport; carbohydrate transport. The transcript has 6 exons. Gene Ontology annotation, molecular function: carbohydrate:proton symporter activity. Bases 1 to 1680 code for a protein of 559 amino acids.